AUGCAGGAAUUGGACAACAACGCUGCGGUAGAAAUGAAGUUUUACGAAGAUGUGGUGGAUGCGAACAGACUUGUGAAAAUAUGUUUACUUUAAACACAACACCUUGCCCUCGAAUAGCAUGUGUCCCAACAUGCAUUUGUAGGCGGGGGCUUUACCGGCACGAUGGAAGAUGCAUUACAUUGCUUCAAUGUGUUCUUGGUGCAACAUUUCCUGGGCAAGAUGGCCCAUACCCUGGAGAAGAUAAUUCUGGAUGUCCUGGCAACCAGAUCCGUGUAGAGUGUGGUAGUGGAUGCCCAUUACCCACAUGUGAAAUACUUAACCCACCAUCUACAGUGUGCUUAUCAGUUUGUCGUACUUGUAUUUGUCCCACCAAUACAGUAUUGAAUGGAGAUUAUUGCAUACCAUAUAACCAGUGUCCUUCUACUGCUACAACACCCCAACCAACACCAGUUUGUCCUGGCAACCAGAUCCGUGUAGAGUGUGGUAGUGGAUGCCCAUUACCCACAUGUGAAAUACCUAACCCACCAUCUACAGUGUGCUUAUCAGUUUGUCGUACUUGUGUUUGUCCCACCAAUACAGUAUUGAAUGGAGAUUAUUGCAUACCAUAUACCCAGUGUCCUUCUACUGCUACAACACAACCAACACCAG
Molecule: messenger RNA, 648 nt
Organism: Ciona intestinalis (vase tunicate)
Lineage: Eukaryota; Metazoa; Chordata; Ascidiacea; Phlebobranchia; Cionidae
Source: RefSeq, a predicted model, not a curated record